Filobasidium floriforme is the source of this 735-nucleotide messenger RNA. RefSeq lists its product as uncharacterized. NCBI's taxonomy places the organism in Eukaryota, Fungi, Basidiomycota, Tremellomycetes, Filobasidiales, Filobasidiaceae. The record is from RefSeq and is a predicted model, not a curated record. The transcript has 7 exons. The coding region runs from base 94 to 513 and encodes 139 amino acids. Gene Ontology annotation, biological process: actin filament debranching; negative regulation of Arp2/3 complex-mediated actin nucleation. Gene Ontology annotation, molecular function: Arp2/3 complex binding; actin binding. Gene Ontology annotation, cellular component: actin cortical patch.
GUGCGUAUCAUACCCACCGACCAACAUCGAUAGCCUAUAUAUCUAUAUACACACACGCACACAUACAUACACACUUACAAAAGAGUUUUGAUCAUGUCUCAAUCAACCACCGUUGACCUCCCCGUGACCGUCAAAGAUGCCGUCAAGAAAUUCCGCUUCAAACCCUCGAAAUCCACCAAGGCCAUCUCGGUCAAGAUCGACAAAAAGACCCUGUCCAUGCAGGUAGACGAGGAGCUCGAAGGGUCCAUAGAGGAGAUAGGGGAAGAGUUGCCGGAGAACGCGCCUAGGUAUAUCGUACUGAGUCAUGCGUUGACGCACAAGGACGGCCGAGUCUCAUACCCGCUCGUACUCAUCAACUGGGCUCCCUCAUCUUCCCCGACAGAACUGAUGAUGCUCCACACGUCCGGCUUGCCGCAAUUCGCACAGGUCGCCGAGUGUUCCAAGGUCAUCGAAGUCAGGGACGGAGCAGAAGGUUUCACGGAAGAGAUCAUCAACUCCAAGUUGCUCGGCUAGACACCCUCAAUCUGUCGUGUGAAAUUGAAGGAUCAGUAGCCAGAUGUUGUAUUUGUGAUUUUGUUUCACGUUUUCGUUCGGCGAGCGGGACACCCGGAGAUGCAUACUGUACUCAUGCCGGUGUUUGACAGCGUACAAAACCGAUCAAGUCGAACGAGCAGGUCGAGUCGCACAACUCGUGUGUCUGUACGCAUCAGGUCGUCCAUGACAGUCUUGGCAAGC